Messenger RNA from Pelobates fuscus (common spadefoot toad), 7208 nucleotides. It is a transcript of the gene MAP1B, whose product is annotated as microtubule associated protein 1B. Gene Ontology annotation, biological process: microtubule cytoskeleton organization; dendrite development; regulation of microtubule depolymerization. Bases 122 to 6949 code for a protein of 2275 amino acids. Gene Ontology annotation, cellular component: cytosol; synapse; dendrite. The record is from RefSeq and is a predicted model, not a curated record. Gene Ontology annotation, molecular function: actin binding; microtubule binding. The transcript has 7 exons. Lineage: Eukaryota; Metazoa; Chordata; Amphibia; Anura; Pelobatidae.
GCAGCCUCCCCUCCCCGACUCACUCCCUGUCUGCUCUCAGCUACUGUACCUAGCAGAUUGGGGGAGGAAUUUUACCCAGGGACAGAGCCAGGCAGCUCAGGGAGGGGGGCAGUUUGCAAGGAUGGCUACUCUGGUGGGGCCAGGAGCAGACAUCGACCCUGCAAAGAGCAUCCUUAACCCAUCUUCAACCUCCCCAUCGCUAUCACACAGGUUCCUUGACAGUAAAUUCUACCUGCUGGUGGUGAUUGGAGAAAUAGUGACAGAGGACCAUUUAAGGUGUGCCAUCUCUAACAUUGAAAAAGGAAUUCGUUCAUGGGACACAGAUCUGAUUCAAUGCAACUUAGAUCAAGAACUCAAGCUCUUUGUAUCACGUCACUCUGCCAGAUUCUCUCCCGAAGUCAGAGGACAAAAAAUCCUUCAUCACAGAAGUGAUGUCUUGGAGACGGUGGUUUUAAUCAACCCAUCUGAUGAAGCCGUCAGUACUGAGGUACGGUUAAUGAUCACCGACGCCGCGAGACACAAGCUUCUAGUGCUCACUGGACAAUGCUUUGAAAAUACUGGUGAACUUAUACUGCAAUCGGGAUCUUUCUCAUUCCAAAACUUUAUUGAAAUCUUCACAGACCAAGAGAUUGGUGAACUGCUAAGUAACACACAUCCUGCUAACAAGGCGAGCUUGACACUAUUUUGUCCUGAAGAAGGAUAUUGGAAAAAUUCCAAUCUAGACAGGCACAACCUUCAAGAUUUCAUAAACAUCAAACUUAAUUCUGCCUCAAUUUUGCCCGAAAUGGAAGGACUUUCUGAAUUCACAGAGUAUUUGUCAGAAUCUGUAGAAAUACCUUCACCUUUUGAUAUUUUGGAGCCACCAACCUCUGGAGGCUUUUUGAAGCUUUCAAAGCCUUGUUGCUAUAUUUUCCCCGGGGGCAGGGGGGAUUCAGCUCUGUUUGCUGUAAAUGGAUUCAACAUGCUUAUUAAUGGAGGAUCAGAGAGAAAGUCUUGCUUCUGGAAACUCAUCAGACAUUUAGACAGAGUAGAUUCUAUUUUACUCACCCACAUUGGAGAUGACAACUUGCCCGGUAUUAAUAGUAUGCUGCAAAGGAAAAUGUCAGAGCUGGAAGAGGAACAGUCUCAGGGUUCAACAACUAAUAGUGAUUGGAUGAAGAACUUGAUAUCACCGGACCUUGGUGUUGUGUUUUUAAAUGUUCCAGACAACUUGAAAAAUCCAGAACCCAACUUUAGAAUCAGAAGAAGCAUAGAAGAAGCAUGCUUUACUCUCCAAUAUUUAAAUAAACUAUCAAUGAAACCAGAACCUCUUUUCAGGAGUGUGGGAAACACAAUUGACCCUAUUAUUUUAUUCCAAAAAAUGGGUGUUGGGAAACUUGAGAUGUAUGUUUUAAACCCAGUGAAAGGUAGUAAAGAAACGCAAUACUUUAUGCAGCAAUGGACAGGUAGCAAUAAAGAGAAAACUGGCUUGGUGCUACCCAAUGGUCAAGAAGUUGAAAUUCCUGUAAACUAUUUAACUUCCAUUUCAUCACUGAUUGUAUGGCAUCCAGCAAAUCCUUUAGAAAAGAUAGUGAGGGUUUUAUUUCCUGGAAAUACAACCCAAUAUCAAAUUCUUGAAGGUUUGGAGAAACUUAAGCAUCUGGAUUUCCUGAAACAGCCUGUAAUCACACAGAAAGACCUAAGUGAUAAUACACCAAGCCCUGCCGUAAAACAAGCAAAACUGAAACAAAGAGCAGAGAGCAAAGAAAGCUUGAAAAUGUCCAUGAAAACCACUUCCAGCAAGACAGUCAAGAAAGACUCUAAGGACGAAUCAACUGAAUCUCUAAAAAUUUCACAAACUGAGCAGACUCCAAAACUAGAAAGCAAAGAAAAAGUUGUAGUUAAGAAGACACAAAAAACAGAGUCUAAAAUUGUGCCAGAAAAAAAUGUGUCCAACAAAGAAGAACCAGUUAUUAAAUUGGAAUCCGUUGAAAAGCAAAAGACAGAAGUUAAACCUAAAGCCAUGAAAGAGAAAGCAGUAAAAAAAGAAGUAAAAGCAAAAUCGGAAGAUGUCAAAGAAGAUAAAGAAAAGCCAAAAAAAGAAACUCCUAAAAAGGAAGAGAAAAUUGCAGUUAAAAAGGAAGAGAAACUCAAGAAAGAGGUGAAGAAAGAAACAAAGAAAGAAGACAAAAAGGAGGUAAAGAAGGAGGCCAAAAAAGAAGUGACACAGAAGGACUCCAAAAAAGAUGAGAAAAAGGAAGCUAAAAAAGAGGAGAAAGAAAAGAAAGAAGAGAAGGAAAUAAAAAAAGAAGCCAAGAAAAUUUCUAAGGAUGUAAAGAAAGCUUCUGCCCCAACUCCAGAACCAAAAAAACCUGCUGUGAAAACGAAAGUGCAAAAGAAGGAUGAUCAUGUAAAAAAAGAUUCUGUAACUCCAAGCAAAACCAAGGAAAAGAGUAAAGUAACCAAGAAAGAAACCAAAAUCACAGGGAAGAAAGCCGUGGCAGCUGCGGCAGCUGUCGUUUCCACUGCUGCCGUAUCUGCUGCCGCUGCUGUGGCUUCUGUUUCAGCUGCCGCUGCACCCACUGCCAAAGUAACAGAACUUGAGGCUCAGAGAUCCUUAAUGUCCUCUCCAGAGGAUUUGACAAAAGACUUUGAAGAACUCCAAGAUGAAGAAGGCCUAUUGAAAAAAGAAGUGAAACCUCACCUUGAUGCCUUAGAACCUAGUAAUGAAGCAGAGAUAGUGCAGAGUGAGUCUUACAUCAUAAAUAAAGACAACACAAGCAGUGAAGAACCUGCAGAUUCUCCUGAUGAAGGUAUAACCACCACAGAAGUUGAAGGUGAAUGUGAACAAACUCCAGACGAAUUAGAGGUACUAGAGAAACAAAGAGUAGAUGAGAACGAGAAAUUUGAAGAUGAAGGAACGGGGCUUGAGGAAUCCUCUGAAGCUGGGGACUAUGAAGAAAAAGCAGAGACAGAAGAAGUUGAGGAACAAGUAGAAGAUAUAGAAGAAAGAACAUCACUAGGAGAGCAACCAGCCACUGAAAUUGCUGAAGCUGAUGAAACUGAAGAGGAAGCUGACACUGAUGUCUAUGAGCACAUUAAGAGCAAGCAUGGCAGUCAUGAAGAUAUUGUUGAUUCUGAGGUAGGGGAUGAACAAGCCGAAGAUGAAAUUGAUGAGAGUGCUGAAAAAGGAGAAGCUGAGGAAACAGAUGAAGAAGUGGAAGAAGACAAAAUAGACAAUGAAAAAGAUGAUGAAAAGGAAGUUGAAAAAUUAGAAGCUGAAGAAGUUUAUACAUCUACCAUAAGAAACAAAUCUGAGAUUUUCAGUGACAUAGAAGAUAAAUAUGCGUUAUCAGCUACACCAUCUAAGACAUCUGAGCCCCAGUCACCAGCUGUAGAGCCAGGUGCUUCUAUUCAUGAUGAGACCUUACCUGGGGGUUCAGAAAGUGAAGCAACUGUUUCUGAUGAAGAAAAUAAAGAAGACCAACAUGAGGAGUUUACUGCUACAUCCGGUUUUACACACUCCACAAUUGAAAUUUCAAGCGAACCAACUCCCAUGGAUGACAUGUCCACUCCAAGAGAUGUAAUGAGUGAUGAAACAAACAAUGAAGAAAGUGAAUCGCCAUCUCAAGAGUAUGUCAAUAUUACAAAGUAUGAAGCUAACCUAUACUCCCAGGAAUACGACAGAACAAAAAUAUCACCACUUCCAGAUGUUUUAAAUGGAUUUUCUGAUGUGUCAAAAACCGAUGCAACUGAUGGUAAAGAAUACAGUGUUUCAGCUUCUACCAUUUCUCCUCCAUCAUCAUUAGAAGAAGACAAAUUUAGUAAAUCAUCUUUGCGUGAGGCAUACAUAUAUGGAAAUAUCGAAGUAGAAGGUUCAACGAAACUAGAAAUUCAUGACAAUUUUGAGCUUAAAGAAAACCACAGUCCAAAUAAAAGUCCAAUUGCCUCAUCACCAAUUUCUAAAACACCAGUGAGUGAAAGAAGUGUCAAUUUUGAUCUGACUCCUAAUGAAAUUAAGACAUCAGAGCUUGAGGUUUUACCACCAUUGCCAGAUGAAGUCCAUGAAGUCACUGAACAGUGUGCUAGUCCAGAUGAGAAAACUAUAGAAGUUGCUUCUUCUUCACAAUCCCCUGCAGGAAGCGCAGGCCACACCCCAUACCAUCAGUCACCAACCGAUGAGAAAUCUGCGAACUUUGUUUCACAAUCUGUGGAAAAGACUUCUAUUCCUGUUAUAUUUGAGUUUUGUGAUACCAAAGAAAAGACUGAUAGCAGCAGAAUAAGUCCCAUGGAUGAACCAGUGCCUGAUUCUGAAUCCCCAAUAGAGAAAGUUUUAUCCCCAUUACGUAGUCCACCAUUGAUAGGGUCAGAAAUGUCGUAUGAAAUGUUAUUGACAACAGAUGUCAGGUCACUAGCUGCAAACAGUGAAAUAGUUGAUGGAAAACCUUCUCCAGGUCAUUUUAGUCCAUCAUCAGAAUUAGCAUCUGAUGGAAUUAUCCAGCAAGAAGAGAGUCAUUCUAUUUUAUCCAGCAAAGGAUUUGUUGCUGAAAGGACAGUUGAUUAUUUUGAGAAUUCAACUGUACCAUCUGGCAUUGUUGAUGGAAAAAAACUUGCAGGAGACUUUUCUCCAACUCAGAUAAACACAAAUCCUUUUAUGUUAUUUAAAGAGGAUACCAAAAUGUCAAUUUCUGAAGGAACAGCAUCUGAUAAGUCUGCCACUCCUGUAGAUGAAGUCAUAGCUGAAGAUACGUAUUCACAUAUAGAAGGUGUGGCCUCUGUUUCCACUGCAUCUGUUGCUACUAGUUCAUUCCCAGAGCCAACCACAGACGACGUGUCCCCUUCUCUACAUGCUGAAGUUGGCUCACCUCAUUCCACAGAAGUUGAUGAUUCAUUGUCAGUAUCUGUUGUCCAGACCCCAACCACAUUCCAGGAAACAGAAAUAUCACCAUCUAGAGAGGAGUGUCCUCGACCAAUGUCUAUUUCUCCACCAGAUUUCUCACCUAAAACAGGAAAAGCUACCACACCACUUCAGGAGUUGAGGUCACCUGAACAAUCCACAAUGGAAUUCAGCCAGGAAUCACCAGAACAAUCUUUUGCUAUGGACUUUAGCAGGCAAUCUCCUGAGCACCCCGCAGUUGCUUCAAGUAUGCUCCAUAUAUCUGAAAAUGGACCCACGGAAGUUGAAUACAGCCCUUCAGAUCCUCAUGAUUCUUAUUUUGGUAACAAAAUGUCCACUGACAAUGAAUACUACACUGCAGACAAAAAGAAUGAGCAGGCAGCAGCAGAAUCUCAGGUGGAUGCCUCCCUAUCUACUUCUUCAGCGCACACACCUUCACAAGUUUCUUCUCCUUUGAAAGAGGAAGAUUCUCUGAAAGAUGUUAUUGAAAAUGCAGACUUGCCUCUGUACUCUCCACCAAUUCUUGAACACAUGCAUUUCAUGGAAGACAUUAAUUCUCCUGAAACAGAUAUUUCCCCAUUAACUCCCACUCCAUCAUCACUGAGACAGUCACCUGGUGUUACGGACUCCACAUUAACAAUCAAGGAGUCUUCUGGUGAUUACCGCUCACCAUCACCAUCUUUACAGUUUUUAUCUGAUGUACCAUAUAGUUUUCAGUCAAAGAUUUCACCCCAUUCAACAGUGAAAGAGCCCCAUAGCCUGCACAGCACAAAUCCAUUUGCUAAUGCAACUGAUAUAGAUGACAGGGAUCAAAUGGGUGACAUAUGUGAAGCCUACAGGUAUUCCAGUGAAGCAAAUGAUAGAUUUGAUACAGCUGAGAAAUUAUCUUUUGCAGAAGCCCGACAAGAUGUUGACCUAUGUCUUGUAACUGCUUGCGAAUAUAAGCACCCAAAAACAGAACUGUCACCUUCUUUUAUUAACCCAAAUCCUUUAGAAUGGUUUGCUAAUGAAGAGAAUGCUCAAGAACAAGAAAAGCCAUUAGCCCAACUUGGAGGUGGUCAGCCACCUUCAGGAGGAAAACCUAAAGUUCGCCAGUGUGAUGAAACCCCUCCAACUUCUGUUAGUGAGUCAGCCCCAUCUCAAACAGACUCCGAUGUACCACCGGAGACCGAGGAAUGUCCUUCUAUAACAGCAGAUGCAAACAUAGACUCAGAAGAUGAAUCUGAGACCAUUCCUACAGAUAAAACAGUCACAUAUAAACAUAUGGAUCCACCUCCUAUUCCUGUACAUGAUCCAAGCCCCUCUCCACGGCACCCUGAUGUAUCCAUGAUGGACCCUGAAGCGUUGCCCGUUGAGCAGAAUUUAGGAAAACCUAUGAAGAAGGAUAUAAAAGAAAAGACAAAAACUAAGAAAGUAGGCACCAAAACAAAAUCAUCAUCUCCAGCCAGGAAAAGUGAUGGUAAAUCCAAGCUCUCAACUGCUUCUCCAAAACCAGGACCCAUCAAAGAAACAGAGAAGAGUUCUAAGUCUGUUUCUCCUAAGAAGAAAGAUUCUGUAGAAAAGGCACCAAAGGGUUUAAACCAAGACGUAAAAGCCUCAAGACCUGAUGAGAAAGAUAAGGAUACCAAGAAUGCUACAAAUACAACAGCCACCAAAUCUGCAAAGACUGGAACCACAGGAAGUGGAACCAGCAAAACAUCAAAAUCAUCUGCUGUACCUCCUGGACCACCAGUGUAUUUGGACUUGGUGUAUGUCCCAAAUCACAGCAACAGCAAAAAUGUGGAUGUGGAGUUCUUCAAACGGGUCCGAUCCUCGUAUUAUGUCGUAAGCGGGAAUGAUACAGCAGCCGGGGAACCCAGCAGAGCUGUUCUGGAUGCUCUUCUAGACGGAAAAGCUCAAUGGGGGAGCAAUAUGCAGGUAACUUUAAUUCCAACUCACGAUUCUGAAGUUAUGAGGGAGUGGUACCAGGAGACCCACGAGAAACAGCAAGACCUCAACAUCAUGGUGUUAGCCAGCAGUAGCACGGUUGUAAUGCAAGAUGAAUCUUUCCCUGCAUGCAAGAUUGAACUGUGAAAAGGCCACCUCACACCCCAUCACAUAACUCAACGGAUUUCAAGAAAUGUCACACAGAGAUUACAAAAUGUCUUAUUAAACUGCAAAACUAUUAAUUGCCCAAUGCUAUCCUGUGUCCUGCUGACACCUAUGCCAAUAUUCCUACCAACAUGUCAAGUUACAAUGUUUCCAUCACACAACACUGCAAGUUAACCCAUCCAGGUUUAAAAUACAGGUUUGUACAACAUGCUCUUUCACCACCAUAAUUUCCUCUAGCCCA